AUGUUACCAGAUGCAACAGUAGAAUUUCACACAUUUACCGAUGCUUCUGAGGCCGCCUACGGAGCAUGUGUCUACGCUCGUUGUGAAAACGCGGCGGGAGAAGUCCGCAUCAGCCUAUUAGCUUCGAAGUCUCGAGUGGCACCACUGAAGCGCGUCACGUUGCCGAGGCUUGAACUAAGCGCAGCUGUCCUGGGCGCCCAUCUGCAUCAUCGCGUCAAGGAGGCAAUGCAGAUCGUGUGCGCCGAAUCGUUUUUCUGGUCCGACUCAACAGUUACGCUAAAAUGGAUUGCGUCACCUCCCAACUCCUGGAAGACGUUCGUGGCAAAUCGCGUAGCUGAGGUGCAACACUACUCUCAUCCAAGGCAAUGGAGGCACGUUCCUGGCACAUCCAAUCCUGCUGACUUGGUUUCCCGAGGCAUGUCGGCAGCACACUUCACGCAGAAUCAGCUUUGGAAUAACGGUCCAGAUUGGCUUGUGCAACCUUCGUCCCAUUGGCCCAGCUCAGAUCCAGAACCAAGCGAUGAGGCGGACCUAGAAACACGCCAGGUGAGUGCCGCUUUAGUUUGUACACAAACUCAUCCAUGGUUUGGCAUUUCUGCAUCCUUCACUAGAAUGGUACGCAUCAUUGCAUACUGCAUACGGUUUGUGCGCAACACCAAGCAGAAGGCGCGAUCACAGCGACCGAUACCGCACACCAAUGCAUCCAAAACGAUCACGCCCAAGUACGUGGAUGCUGCAAAAACUGUGCUUUGCAGACUAGCCCAGCAAGAUGCAUUUUCCGCGGAAAUCAAGCAGCUAAAAAAGGGAGAAGCAUUGAUGAAACAAUCACCUUUACGAAAACUUACCUCAUUCCUGGAUACAGAAGAGGUAAUACGGGUGGGAGGACGAUUGAACUUGUCGCAACUACCGUAUCAGUCCAAGCAUCCAGCUGUUCUACCGACGAACCACAAAUUCACUCGUCUACUUGCGGAAGAUUAUCAUGAAGAGAUGAAACAUGCUAGUGGAAGGCUAUUGCUAUCCCGCAUUAGAGAGCUGUAUUGGCCACUGGACGGACGUCGCUUGGUAAAAAGCAUCGCAAGGAACUGCUUCCGCUGUAUUCGGCAAGAUCCCAUACUCGCCCGGCAGCCGGUUGGCCAGCUUCCACCAUCCCGCAUCACACCGAGCCGACCUUUUUCUGUAACCGGAGUGGAUUACGCCGGUCCAUUCUACUUGAAGCCAGCGCACCGGAAGGCAGCAGCUAUUAAGAGCUAUCUGUGCGUUUUCGUGUGUUUCGCUACGAAAGCUGUGCACUUGGAACUCGUAGGAGACCUCACAACGGCGGGAUUCUUAGCAGCGCUACGCCGAUUCACAUCACGACGCGGAUUGCCAGCCCACAUCCAUUCUGAUAAUGGGAAAAACUUCGAAGGCGCAGAACGUGAACUGAAGGAGUUUUUUGAGCUGUUCAACGACGAACAACACCGCAACACCGUGGCUACCAGAUGCGCUGACCGGGGAAUCACUUGGCAUUUCAACCCACCAAAGGCUCCACACUUCGGCGGAUUAUGGGAAGCAGCAGUAAAAACGGCGAAGCGACACCUCUAUCGUCACCUGGGCAAUACGCGGCUGUCGUACGAAGGCUACUGCACUGUGCUCCACCAAAUCGAAGCAGCGAUGAAUUCCCGUCCGCUGUUGCCUUUGUCCGACGAUCCCAACGAGCUAGCUGCACUCACACCGGCACACUUCCUUAUUGGUACAUCGAUGUUCGCCGUGCCUGAACCGGACUACACCCAGCUGAAAUCCUGCACGCUGGAUGAUCUUCAGAAGUGGCAGCUUUUGGUUCAGCGUUUUUGGAAGCAUUGGGCCACUGAGUAUCUACAAGAAAUGCAAAAAAGUUAUGCAAGUGGUGGCAGCAACAACAGCAACAUACUUCCCGGCAGGUUAGUGAUCCUCAUGGACGAAUCGUUACCCACCACCCGUUGGCCUCUCGCGCGUAUCGUUGAAAUCCAUCCCGGUGAAGACGAGAUAGUACGCGUCGUUACGCUUAAGACAGUUAAGGGAAUAAUUACGCGACCGAUCACGAAAAUAUGCGUUUUACCGCUCAGAACUGAUAGCGAAAACCACGUGUAG
Molecule: messenger RNA, 2106 nt
Organism: Anopheles merus
Lineage: Eukaryota; Metazoa; Arthropoda; Insecta; Diptera; Culicidae
Exons: 1
Coding region: 1-2106 (701 amino acids)
Biological process (GO): DNA integration
Molecular function (GO): nucleic acid binding
Source: RefSeq, a predicted model, not a curated record